Messenger RNA from Lolium rigidum, 1165 nucleotides. RefSeq names its product neuroguidin-A. Gene Ontology annotation, biological process: maturation of SSU-rRNA from tricistronic rRNA transcript (SSU-rRNA, 5.8S rRNA, LSU-rRNA). The record is from RefSeq and is a predicted model, not a curated record. Lineage: Eukaryota; Viridiplantae; Streptophyta; Magnoliopsida; Poales; Poaceae. The transcript has 7 exons. Bases 1 to 981 code for a protein of 326 amino acids. Gene Ontology annotation, cellular component: small-subunit processome; nucleolus.
AUGACAGCGGCCGCCGUCGAAGCCGACGGCGAGAGGAAGGCCGACCUACUCGUGCGGGAUGACGCGCCCAAGCUGCUCGCGGCGCUGAAGGAGAUGAAGGACGGGCUGGACCUCGUCAGGUCCAAAGUCGAGUCCCUUACCCGGAAGGUGCGGAAGGGCCAGCUGCCGACGGGCGAUGGGAUCGGGUACCUGGAGGCCAAGCACCACCUGCUGCUCGGCUACUGCCAGGACCUCGUCUACUACCUGCUCCGCAAGGCCAAGGGCCUCUCCGUCGACGGCCACCCCGUCGUGCGCAGCCUUGUCGAGAUCAGGCUCUUCCUCGAGAAGAUUCGCCCGAUAGACAAGAAGAUGGAGUACCAGAUCCAGAAGCUCACCAACGCUGCGGAUAGCGCCGCUGCCCAGGACAAGGUACCGGAUGCCCAACCCGUGCAGCAACAGGGCGAGGAUGACCUGUUGAGGUAUCGGCCCAACCCGGAUAUGAUGGAUACCAAGCUUGCUACUGAUGGACAGGGCAAUAAUGGUGGUAUCUACCGUCCUCCGAAGAUUCAGCCAGUUAGUAUGGAAGAUAGGCGUAGUAAAGACAAUUCAAGGAGAGAGGAGGCAUUAGCCCGUAAGGCAAUGGAUAAUCCUUAUCUCAAGGAGAUGAUUGAUGCUGCUGCUGAUAGGCCGGAAGAGUGGAAGGAAAGCGCGGGAGAUGAAAGCAAAGAAUAUUUGAAUUACACGCGGCGCAGAGAGCAGCAAGAGAAAGCAGAACAGGAGAUGUUCACUAGAGCUCCCGUAACCAAACGUGAAAAAUACAUGGAGAAGCAGAUGAUUAAGCAGCUUAAUGACGUACAAGGACUAACCGAUGGAUUCGACCUUGGAAUGAACAUGCUGCUUGAUGGAGACAAGGAAGACGACGGUGGUGCUAGUGAGCCGCGUAGCAGGAGCGCGGGGUGGAAAAAACACCAGAAAGGCGGCAGGAAGAGGAAGAGGAAUUAGUUCAAGCCUUUGAAGUCAAUGUAAAACAUAAGUUUUGAUACACGUGAAACUGGACGUUUUUGCACCAUAGAAGUAGGCAUCAGUUUUGUGCAUCUGUCUAGAAACAUCAAGUUGUGUCCUUCAGAUGACUGUCAGCUUGUCAUAUGUGUUUAUGCAAUUAUGCUCAAGUGUUUGUGUUGGUUUC